AUGGAUCAGGCUGGUUCAUCACGAGAAUCCACCCUGGUCGGACACCUUACCCCAGACACACCCUACAUAGUGAUGAUAGGAGACGUGGGUACGGGCAAGUCAACCAUCGUUGAGAAAUUAUCACACGAAGUUGGCCGGAGCUCUAAAAGUGAUCUCAGUUUUACUCGAACUUCUGAGCAGUUCUGGACGUACGAUAGCAGCAUGGUUAUCAGUGAUACCCCAGGAAGUAACGCAGCUCAAGACAAACUUGGACACAACAUUCACAUAGCUCAUGCUCUAAACUUUAACCCCGUCUGGAGGAUUAUGAUCAUCUCCAAAGCUGAUACCAGGAUGGAUAAUACGCUGGAUGGAAUCAGAAAGUAUGCAGAGCGAAUGCUGGACUUCCCGAUGGACCUGAUGGGAGCUUUGAUAACCCAUAUGGAUACGGUUACUUGGUCUGGUGAAGACUUUAAAAGUUUGCUUGAAAAAGAAUUAGGAAUUGAAACUGUUGUGUUCUCCGGAUUAGAUACCCCGCGGGAGAUUUUACUUGAAGAUAUGAAGGAAAUCUGUGUGAAAGGAGUUGAGAUAACGAUCGAUAACGAAAACUUCUUAAAGGUUUUUAAGAUCAACGACAGCCGUCUGAAAAUCCUGAGAUGCACUAACAGAGAGGUAGAAGAUUUCAAGAAAAAUAAGGCAGGGUUUGAUAAACAGAGAAAACUGUUCGAUAAGGAAAAUGACAAAGUUGAUCUUAUUUUCGAGUUUCAAGCUUAUAUGAGGAGGGAGAUAGAAGCUGCACAACGGAGAGUAGCGGAAGAGAACGACUUCACUUUCUCCGGAGAAGAAGGUGCCAAUGAAGCAGGGCACAUAGCCAACAUGGUGAAUCAGAUGAGAGUGGUACUGUAUGAUGUGCGUGUGGCAGCUGCAGAGUAUCAAAGUGCCCACGGAGUGGAUCAGGCGAGAAGGUGCCCUCAUUGUGACUUAGUCUGGACCAAGGUAGAGGGAUGUGACGGAGCCACAACUUGCGGAAACAGACCUUCGACUUCUCUAGAUCUCAGGGAUCCUAGUUUUGGAAUUCUGGCUACUUUCACGUUCGAACGGUUCUCUGAUGGAAUUUUCUCCAUCUUAAAAAGUGGGAAAAGGAAUAUACCAAAGACCAUCAGCACUGAUCCUUCAAAAUACUACGGUUGCGGUAAUGCUAUUAUCUGGAACGAUAUGCCUAGAGUGGAACUACCAGAGGAGAUGCGAGCAGCAAUACCAGUCACUAUGGAUGAUAAUGUUCCCGUACUAUCAGACAAUCUCCCCGGCGCACAACGUUUCAUGGAUGCUUUGGCUGGAUUACUUGGCUGUGGGGUAGCUAUAAAGAAACCUAAAGGUAAGAAAAAUAAGCCAAGAAAGAAGUAG
Molecule: messenger RNA, 1380 nt
Organism: Bolinopsis microptera
Lineage: Eukaryota; Metazoa; Ctenophora; Tentaculata; Lobata; Bolinopsidae
Exons: 1
Coding region: 1-1380 (459 amino acids)
Molecular function (GO): GTP binding
Source: RefSeq, a predicted model, not a curated record